CAACUGACAUUUAGCGUGCGCUCUCUGUAACCUUUACCGCUGUAACUGCUCCCCUGUGGCCAAUUGCGGGGAAACCUGUCAAAGAGAGGUCUAGUGUGAGCUAACUUGCUAUUCUGGACGCCAUUUUAUGUGCGUUGAAUACGAAGGUUCGCCACAAUCGUACUGUAAGAGGACAGACCGGUUUGUUAUCGUGAAAAGAUGGCGGCGGCGAUUUCGGCUAGUUCACCCCGGCGAAGAGGCGGCACAGAGAGUCCGGACAGCCCUCGCCUCCUUUCAGUCAUUUCCGAGGAAUACAGGAACCGUCUGCGGAUACCUGCCUACGAAGAGGCCGACAAAUUCAGCUUUGGACCAGUGUAUGAAGACAGCAUUUUCGAGAUCAUCCACAAAUAUCUCGAGUUGGACACUCACCACAGAGUGGCAUACGUGGGCGAUCCUGUGGGGAGCCUGGCGCAGAAAAUACAGGACCACUUCUGUCUCACACAACCUGUAGUCGCGGUAACACCGGGUAAGGUGCACUACGAACCGACACCCGACAGGAGACGACUUCUCCCGAUCGAAAUCCAGAAUGUCGGUGCCGAACAGUACUUUCGCGAAGCCGCGCAAGACUUCCCUUCGGUCUACAGCGCCGCUCCUUUUGACAGAAUCAUUAUGUUCGACGCCAUAGAACACAUCCAGAACCUACGAGAAACCUUCGGAUACGUCCUGAAAACGCUUCACGAGUUCGGCAAGGUCUUGCUGAUCCAUCGUCCGGGUCCUCUGAACACUUUGCCGUACUUUACGGAUCUCAGUAACAGAGUUAGGGAGUUGGACGUGCCCUACAUUAACAUCUUACAGGACAUACAGGCUUGUAAAGCAGAUGUGGAGUGGGAACUGGAACAGCUACCUGUGGUCAUCCCAAAACUGAAAUGGCUAGCCAUGCUGAAGGAAAAGUUCCCACCUCAGGUUCGAGUGAUGAGCGACUACGAGGUAUCCAACGGCAUCCGUGAGCUGUCAGAGGGCAUGCUGAAGUACCACGGAGAGACGCUAGAGUUCAUCGACCGGCUCAUGUUCAUCACCAUCUCACACCCGCUCUUCGACACCAACUACCCCAGCAUGCAGCGCGCCGGCGGAAGUGCAAUCGUGCCGUUUCCGGGCAUGGAGGAGCUUCAGUUCCAGAUGCCCAUCACAGAGGACCUGAAAAAGUUCUUGGUCAAACCUCCUCCGGAAGAGAGGGUCAAGAGGAUACGCUAGACUCUGGAAAUUUUUAUGAGGGAUGUACGAUUUGGGAAAUGCAAAUUAUACCGGUCAGCAUUCUGUAGAGGCAUCUGCUAUAAUCUUAGUGAACACUUUUCAAUAUCUGAGGGACUUGAAAAGGUUCU
Molecule: messenger RNA, 1358 nt
Organism: Branchiostoma belcheri (Belcher's lancelet)
Lineage: Eukaryota; Metazoa; Chordata; Leptocardii; Amphioxiformes; Branchiostomatidae
Exons: 3
Coding region: 199-1230 (343 amino acids)
Source: RefSeq, a predicted model, not a curated record